Symbiodinium necroappetens is the source of this 957-nucleotide messenger RNA. The record is from the annotation of a GenBank genome assembly. Lineage: Eukaryota; Dinophyceae; Suessiales; Symbiodiniaceae.
AUGGCCACACCGUGCCGCCUUAUCUUUGCUGUGGCGGUAUGCCGCGUCUACACGCAGCCCGCACCGGAUGAGCCCGGCUGCGAAUUGGAAGAGGGUUGCACUGCAUCCUUCCUGCAGACUACCAGGAGCUUGAAGGCUUCGGUGGCAGAGAAAUGUGGCCAUCUGACUAAUGGCAUCGGCGACCCGACGACGUUCUUCAACAACAACUGCAAGUAUCACAGCCGUCAGGAAGAUUGCAUGAGACCGAUACAGGACGUCAUGGCCGAGCAUGAGAUUGACGGCUAUUGCUAUUUCAAUGCUACGGCCAUGUACAUCAGCUAUGUUCCCGACGAUGUGUCCUUCGUGGAAGCUGCGGCAGCUGCCAUUCUAAGCCUGCGCGCGACUUCUAGCAGCCCCGGCGAGACCUAUCGAGGUGAAAGCACUGGCCCGGAGGCCGUUUACAACUUUGAAGGCAAAGCCAUUUAUACCCAUAUUGAUGUCAGUCACUACGUUUAUGACGACUUGUAUGCUUACUCUCUCGGCUUCUUGCAGGGACAAGGCAUUGACGUCAGGCUCAUGGACAACAGUUCUGCUUGGGAGGCACUGUCACGAGAGAAGUGCGAUGAGAUCCAGGCCAUGUACAACUUCACACGAGAUGAUAUGAUUCUGAAUGAGGUGCUGGAUAUGAACAUGCCGAUUUUGGCAAUGAGCUACUGCGCGGCGAACAUAGAGCUUCCCAGUUUCCUGCAAGUUCCCUACGUUACAGAGAAGUCAAACUACACGAGCAAGCUUGACUGCUCCCCAAUCACCAGGAGAGAAUUCGCCCGGCACCACUACAUGAAGUGCUUGCUUGGAUACAGGAACUCGGCGAUGGACAUGGCCUAUUUGGUCUCCCGCGCCUGCCUCUUGGACGAUGGGACGAGCAAUCUCAAGAUUGGCCAUCUCAGUGAGUGUCCAUACGCACCCCCUCUGGCAUAG